AUGGGGAGGAAGAUAGACAGAGUACUUCGGUUAUUCAAUAAACGGAAUCUCCUCAGAGAGGUAAAUGUUAAACAGGAUGCGUUGCUCCGAAGAAUAUCACAGCUGUCCAUCGACCAAGCGGGCCAUGGAGAGUACAAGGCGAAGAUGGAAGAAUCAGAAAAACAGCUCAAGCAAAGACUUGAAAAGGGGCAGAAGCGCGAGAGGAAGCUCGAGGCCGAGAUACAGGAACUGACCAAUAAGCUCCAUCAGUUGGACCUGGAAGUUGUCCGUCUGUCAAUGGCCAACCAGCACCUAACCAAAGACAAGUCACGACUUUCACAUCAGCUGGACGAGUCACAAGAAUCUCUCAACGAAUGCAGACAUCGAGAAAACGUGUUAGAAAGACAUAAAGCUGAUUUGAAGGAGGAAUGUUGUAAACAAAUCGAUCUUCUCCGGGAACGCGAGCGAAGACUGGAGAAGUCGGAACUGGACCUAGAAAAACUAAACAGCGAACUCGGGAUAAAAGAAGAAAUGUUACAGAAGGUGACAAAGGACCGCAGUAAACUUCUGGUGUACAUGAAGAAGCAGACGGGUCGCCAUGAGGAACAGCUACGGUUGAUCAGGGAACAAUUCCGGCGACGGCUAGCGCAUGCGUAUAAGGACCGCAAAGCCGGGAAACCGUCGCCGUUGACAACGAACGGCAACGAAAUAUUGGUGACGCGUCUGAUGGAGGCAGAGUUUAAGGUUUACCGGCGCGAGCGACUGGUAGACGUACUGGCGGACCGACUGCGCCAAUAUGAGAACGACUUUGACGUGGUCACGGCGUCCGAUUGUGCGCCUUACCUGGACGAGGACUACAAGUGUACCAGUAUAGCCGAUCUCGCGAGAGGUGAGAAUUUCACCCAGGACCUAACAUGUACAGAUGAUACAGAAUCGCCCCACACAGACUAA
Molecule: messenger RNA, 930 nt
Organism: Ylistrum balloti
Lineage: Eukaryota; Metazoa; Mollusca; Bivalvia; Pectinida; Pectinidae
Product: centriolin-like
Exons: 9
Coding region: 1-930 (309 amino acids)
Source: RefSeq, a predicted model, not a curated record